AUGUCGUUUUAUAUUUUUUUUAAGAAACGCGCGUGUCGGAGGGAAAAUGAAAUCCCCAAAUUUUUUAAACCCCCACCUUCUUCUCCCUCGUCUCCACCCCUCAUCCACAUCCACUACCUCCAAUCCUCAUUUCCUCUUCUAGCCUCAAACUACGGCGAUGCACCUUCCUUCUCGAAUAAUGCUUCAUUUACCACCAUCGUCCGAUUAUGUGAGCCCAAGGAAUUGACGGAGACGAAGAAGAUUAUGGAUCAAUUGCUUCACAUCAUGUUUAAGAUUGAAGAAUUGGCUCAACUUGCGGAUUCGAUGCGGCAGGCUGUGGCUUUGCUUAACGAUGAAGAUGUUGAUGCAAAUUCAUCGUCUUCUUCAAAACUCCCUUCCACAUUUCUUAAUUUUUUUGCUCUUGGAAAUACCAUAAGUUUGUCUUACAUGAGCUCUUUUGAUCCGACUACUUGCUUUUGUGUUGAUUGA
This is a messenger RNA of Lactuca saligna, 468 nucleotides long. Lineage: Eukaryota; Viridiplantae; Streptophyta; Magnoliopsida; Asterales; Asteraceae. The record is from the annotation of a GenBank genome assembly.